GUAUUAACUUAAUUUUACAUGCAUUGUAGUUUAUAAAGAAAAAUAUAUUUCGGUUUUAAUUUUUAUAUCGAUAGCAAAUCGAUAAUUUUUGCUUUGCUUUGUGUGUCGUUAGUCGCCUUUUUUAAAUAUUUAACAAUGUUCCAUCUCUAGACACGCCAAAAGUGUAAGCUGUCACCCGCACCAUGCUAUAACGCAAACAUGAUAAUAUAUAUCUAUUCUAUACAAAUAAAUAAAAUUGAAGUGUCUGUUUGUAAUGUCAAAAUAACAGCUUUUUACUAAUUCCAUAUGAAAUAUAUAUAUAUAUUAUUUUGAGCUUUUCCAUCAAGAAACUCUCAGUAGCUGCCCGGAUUCAGGAAGCUGGCGGUGUCUCACCCCCGUUCCUCGGAAAGCACGUAAACCCGUUGGCCCUGCGCCUGAUCUCUCUCCGGUCGUGUCGGCUUACCGUCCCAUCGGAUUAUGAGAGCGAGGGAAUAGAGAGUGCACCUGUGCUUGUGCAAAAACUUGAGCACUAUAAUCCUGUCCUGCGCCGAUAGCUAGUCUCCGUUGAGGCUGGUCGUCGUGACCGAAAUUCGUCUGGAGGGCAUUAUUAUUAUGAAAGUACGAGGGGAGGUCAAAAAGUUUCUCGGAAUGGCGGGGUUGGCGAGGUUGAGUUUUACAAAUAAAUAAAAUUUAAGUGUUUGUUUGUAAUGUCAAAAUAACAGCUUUUUACCAAAUCCACAUGAAAGUAUAUACGGUACUUAUAACUAAAAUACAAUUUUUAAAAUUUUUGUCCGUCUGUCUGUUUUUUUUAUAGGAUAAGGGUGACAAACGAGCACACAGUCCACCUGAUGGUAAGUGGUUGCUGCGGCCCAUAGACAUCUACAUCUAUCCUCUAUUACAAAUCAAAAUGUAGAUGCUUUGUCACCCGUGAGGACUAAGAUGGAAUGCCUCAUUUCCAGUAAAAAGGGCCUCCGGCCACCUGCACUCACCAAGCGAAACGCAGAGGUAAAGCUCUACUUCACGCUAGUUUUCUGUGAGGUCGUGGUACCACCCCGGUUCGAGCCGGCCCAUCCGUGCGAUAGCAAAAGCUGCCGCGUGGCUCUACCACUGUCUGUGUUUUGGUUCCGGCUAAUCUCCGAAACGGUUGGACCGAUUUUGACGGGACUUUCCCUGGCAGAUAGCUGAUGUUAUAAGAAGCAACUUAGGCUACUUUUAUUUUAGAAAAAGAAUUAGGGUUCCGCGCAACUUAAUUAAAACCCUAAUUGUGUUUUUAAAAAUUCGUGUUUUUGUUAUAAGUAUCGUAAAUACUUUCAUAUGCAUAUAGUAAAAGCUGUUAUUUUGACAUUAUAAACAGACACUUCAAUUUUAUUUAUUUGUAUAGAUUAUCUCAAAUUAAACGUGAUUUAUUCGCAAUAUGGCAGGUUUGAAAGAUGACCUUAUCACAAAAAUUGAUAAGGGCGUGCUUCGGUGGUUUGGGCACGUUGAGCGAAUGAGUGAAGACCGAAUGGUGAAGAAAAUAUAUAGCGCGAAAGUUAAUAUUAAAAGGUGUCGAGGUAGACCGAGACUAACUUUCGAAGACCAUGUGAGCAAAUUGCUCGAAGAGGGUAGGGUCAAGAGUACUCGGAUACCUAGACGUGCAUGUAUGAAGAAGAUAAUGAAUCUGAAAGAAGCGAAAGAGGUAUGUAAGGAUCGUGACACUUGGCGAUCUGUUCUCUCUGGCUACCCCGUCAGGGAUUGUGCGUGAAGAUAAGUAAGUAAGUAAGUAAGUAAACGUGAUUUAUGGACAACAACGUGUUUACGUAUGUUUGCGUGCGCAGUUAAAACAAAGCAUUAGCACGCAUUUGGAAUUUAAAAGAUAGAAUGUUUAAGAUUUUUUAAAUUAAUUUUUCUUUAACAUUCACCUAUAUUACUUAUUCUGAACCUUCUCUGCAAAUUUGGCCAUUUAUUGCAAAAUAAACCUGUAUUAUGGUUGUUGCACUAAUGGAUCGGGGUAGAACCACACUCACACAGAAUACCAGCGUGAAAUAGCAGCAUACCCCCCCCUCAGAAAUGGGAGGAGGCCUGUGCACAGCGAUGGGAUGCAUAAGUUAUGCAGACGACAUGGUGCUGCUGAGUGCAUCGGUCUGUGGCCUGAGGAAGCUGAUACGGAAAUGCGAGGAAUAUGCAUGUGGUCACGGAUUAUUGUAUAAUGUCAGAAAGAGUCAAUACAUGAUCUUUGAGGCCGCUGGUGCGAAAUGUCCUGAUAAUGUACCUAAGAUAAAAUUGAAUGGUGUACCCCUGGAAAGGGUUAAACAGUUUCAGUAUCUGGGGCAUUUACUCACCUUCGACCUAAGGGAUCACGCUGAUAUGGACCGGGAACGGAGGGCGCUGUCUGUCAGAGCUAACAUGAUCGCCCGUAGGUUUGCGCGGUGUUCAAAGGAGGUCAAGGUUACACUCUUCCGAGCGUUCUGCACAUCGCUCUACUCGUGCAGCUUAUGGGCUAAUUACAGUAGGAAGAGUUACAGCGUCCUCCGCGUCCAAUACAAUAAUGCGUUUAGGGCGGUGAUGGGGUUGCCUCGGUUUUGUAGCGCCUCUGGUAUGUUUGCGGAUGCGCGCACCGAUUGCUUCAAUGCCACCAUGCGCAAGCGGGCCGCCUCCCUGGUGCGCAGAGUGCGGGCCAGCUCCAACACUGUCUUAGCGAUGAUCUCAGGAAGGUUAGACGGUUAUAUUAUCCGGCAUUGUUGCGAAAGGCAUGUCGCAGACCAGCUGCCUCUGAGAAAGUAUUGAUUAAUCUCGUCUCCUGUCUAAUAAAAGUGUGUUCUUAUAGUUUUUUUUUUUGUUAAUUAUGUAUUAAUUUUAUUUUAUCUGCUUAGAUUAUUCUAUAUACUGACAUUAAUGCUUAUUGAAAUUGACCGGAUGUAUUAUUUUAAAAUUGUUAUCUUGUUGACAUUGAUUUAUGUAUUGUAUUGCUUUAAUUGUGUAGAUUGAUUUUAAUUUAAUUUAUUGCAGCACAGUUGCCUCAGAGAAAGUUUUAAUUAUUGAUCUCGUCUCCAGACUGAUAAAUGUGUGUAAUUCUGUUAUUUAUUUAUUAAUUUUAAUUUUAUGUUAUUUUAUUUCAUUAUUUUAUUUUUAUACUGACAUUACUGCCUAUUUACAUUGACUGGAUUUAUUAUUUUAAAAUUGUUAUUUUGUAUUGAAAUUGAUUUAAUUAUUGCUAAAAUUUAGGAGACUGAUUUUAAAUUUAUUGAUUUUACUGGAUAUGGGUGUAAUUUGCCUGAAUAAAGAUGAUGAUUAUUAUUAUAAGAACUUUACUUUUCUUUAACAGAGUGCUGAUGCACAAGCAGCUAGUAGCCGGCGGAGUAGACGCGACGCUGAUCUUAGACGCGGCCGUCGGUUACAUCAUGGAGCAGGUGGACAUCGUGAUGCUCGGCGCUGAGGGAGUCACCGAGAGUGGCGGCAUUAUUAAUAAGAUUGGUACAUACAGUUUAGCGAUGUCGGCAUUAGAACUGAAGAAGCCCGUCCACGUGCUGACAGAAAGCUUCAAAUUUUCGAGAAUAUAUCCGCUCAACCAACAGGACUUGCCCAAUGAAUUUAAAUACUUAUCGAGUGUCUUGAAAAGUGGCAAGGAUCUCUCGAAAGAACAUCCGCUUGUUGAUUACACACCACCUGCUUAUAUUACGCUACUUUUUACGGAUCUAGGAAUUCUUACCCCGUCAGCAGUGAGCGACGAACUAAUAAAGUUGUAUCUAUAAGAGGAAUUGUAUUUAAUAAUAAAUUUUAUAUAAUGU
Messenger RNA from Parnassius mnemosyne (clouded apollo), 3746 nucleotides. NCBI's taxonomy places the organism in Eukaryota, Metazoa, Arthropoda, Insecta, Lepidoptera, Papilionidae. The record is from the annotation of a GenBank genome assembly.